This is a messenger RNA of Nicotiana tabacum (common tobacco), 2706 nucleotides long. Its product is annotated as MLO-like protein 4. NCBI's taxonomy places the organism in Eukaryota, Viridiplantae, Streptophyta, Magnoliopsida, Solanales, Solanaceae. Gene Ontology annotation, cellular component: membrane. Gene Ontology annotation, biological process: defense response. The record is from RefSeq and is a predicted model, not a curated record.
UACUAACUUUCUGUUUUAUUUUUCCAAAAAGUUUAAUUGUUUAUUACAGCAAUACAGAAUUAUAACAUGUCCUUCACAAAUAGGCUGAUCUGAGACUUCAAUACCACAACUUCAAGGCUUUAGCAACUAAAGCUGUGACAUCUUGAAAAGGCUGAUAGCAGUUAAAGGUUGAUUAUUGAUAUGAUGCAUUCUGUUACUCCAUUUUCGGAAGAACAUAGAAACCAACCUCCCCAACAAUACGACAACUCUUUAGUCAAGAGAGAGAUCAUUACGUCCAAAAAAGCACAAAUUUUACAGUCUAAAUAUAAGACUAGGUCAAAGUAACCACAACCCACAAGUGCUUUCAAUGGUAUGGCUAGCAUUAAUAAAGUGGAUGAAAAUCUUUGAAUACCAAGGUUUAAAUUUCAAUAGCUACAAGUCUACAACUUAGAUUUUUUUAAUCUACCUAACGCUAACUGAUAUACGACACACCAUUAUUAUUUUUUUUAAAAAAAAGGUAGAAACAGCAACUACGACAGCAUAGGUGGGUGAGCAUUUAGAGCAGAGCAAGGUUGCGUGAGAUUGCCAGUUGGUUGUACAACAUACUGACAAAAGAUUUGCAUCAGGCAUUUCCACAUGGGACCAUUAUGCUUUCCUAGUUCGUAACACCCCAUGCUCCAAGUUAACGUUCGUGCCUAUGAAGUUGUCAACCAAAAUCAGCUGACCAAAUAAUGGCAGUCUUUGCUCAUUGCUGAAGCUUCUGCCCUUGAAAAAAGUCCCAUCUUUCUGCAUUAGAUCUUCUUCUGUUUCAAGAAGAAGGUGAUGGAACUGUGAUAAUUCACCCACAGAUGUGAUUAAGGUCGAUGCAGUAUUUUAUAGUGGAUUUUAAGGUUGUUGAAUAUUAGUCAAGAUGGAGAAAUUGGAAGAAGCAUCGUUUGCUGAAACGCCCACAUGGGCCGUGGCGACAGUCGUCACAGUUUUGGUGAGCGUUGGUUUCUUGAUCCAUGGCAGUUUGAAGAAGUUUGGAAAGUGGUUGCACAGGACGAAGAGGAAACCUCUUUAUGCUGCGCUAGAGAAAAUCAAAGAAGAGCUUAUGGUUUUUGGACUGCUAUCGCUGCUAAUGGGUCAUUGGAUCAUUUAUGUUGCAAAGAUUUGUGUCAAGUCAUCAGCUUUCAGCAGCCACUUUUAUCCAUGUUCUCCGCCAAGAAACAAGAGGGAGUCAGCAAUUACAAAAUUUGUUUUAUCAGGUUCUUCAUACUCGAAUUUCUCAACUUCAAGUUCAAGGCUGCUGUUAAGCAGCAGGAAUGAAGAUUUUUGUCCUGAGGGUCUCCAAUCGUUUGCUUCAAAGGAGAGCCUGGAGCAGCUCCAUCGUUUUUUGCUUGUCCUCGGUGUUAGUCAUGUAUCUUAUAGCUUUUUCGCCAUUGCCCUGGCUAUGAUCAAGAUAUAUAGUUGGAGAACAUGGGAAAACUAUGCCAAGUCAAUGGCUCUUCAAAGACUGGAAGGUUCUGAAGAAGCUGUCCCAAACAACAAGAGAAUGGGGCGUAUAUCAACUUUUACUUUUCACCACACUGCUCACCCAUGGAGCCAGCACAGGGCUCUUGUUUGGCUGCUUUGUUUCAGCCGCCAGUUCUGGAGUUCUAUAAAUGAAGCUGACUACAUGGCUUUGCGCCUGGGUUUUAUUACUACUCAUCAGCUGCCAUUAACUUAUGAUUUCCAUAAGUAUAUGCUUCGAAGCAUGGAGGAAGAAUUUCGUGAUAUUGUUGGCAUUAGUGUUCCACUAUGGAUUUUCGUCAUACUUUGUGUAUUUUUAAGCUUUCACGGCACUAAUAUAUACUUCUGGAUCUCCUUCUUUCCUGCUAUUUUAAUCCUUCUGGUUGGUACCAAGCUUCACCAUGUGGUGGUUAAGCUGGCAGUUGAAAUCAUGGAUAGUAGUCCAAGGGAAGGAUUUCAACAGUUUAACCUCAGAGACGAGCUCUUCUGGUUUGGGAAGCCUAGGCUUCUGCUGCGGAUAAUACAAUUUAUAUCAUUCCAGAACGCAUUUGAGAUGGCAGCAUACAUUUGGUCACUGUGGGAAAUUAAGGGAUCAUCAUGUUUUACAGAAAAUCAAACCUUUCUCGUGAUUCGCUUGUCAUUUGGGGUUAUUUCUCAAUUCUGGUGUAGCUUUGUCACAUUUCCACUCUAUGUUAUUGUUGCUCAGAUGGGUUCCAGAUACAAGAAGACCAUUGUUUCAGAGAAUGUUAGGAAGUCGCUACAUGGAUGGCGACACAAGGUGAAAACCAGACUCGAAGGUUCAGUUGUUAAUCCAGAAAGAUUAUUAGCGACCACAUCAUUGGACUUCGUGGAGGAUGAGACAGAUCAAAUUCAUAGCAUUGCUACCAACAGCACAUUGUUCGAAAAUACCAUGCUCUCAGCCCAACAACUCCCCUUUGAACAAAAUUGCACGAGUGAAAUCUCUGAAUGUGAUGAUGAGUUAGGCGUUCCAUUUUCUCCUCGAAAUUGAGAGAUUUGGUCAGAAAUAUGAUGAUGGAUCAAAUGAUGACAAUAUAGUUUCGUGCCUUCUACUACUUGAACCACGACCUUAGACUUAGUUAUCUUGCUUUCUUCUUCUUUUUCCAUGCUAUAUAUAUGCAUCUAAUUUUGUUCCAAUUAAUGUCUGCCUUACAUUUAAGAUCUUUCGAUAAACAAUUUCUUCUAAAUCUGAUCCGAAGGGACACUAUAUUUUUUGCA